AAAUUGUUCUCCUUUGCCGCCUUAAUAGCCGCUUUGGCCGUCGCUUGCGCUGACGUCUCCGAACUGGGUUACGGCUACCAGCAGCCUGCAGCUAGCGCUCCAUCUCGUUCAUACAUUCCGCCAGCGGCAUCUGCUCCUGCACCAGCCGUUGCUCCAGCUCCUGUCUUUGUUCCCGCUCCUGCUCCAGUGUAUCAGCCAGCUCCUGCACCAUCAGCUCCCGUCUCAUCCUACAUACCACCUGCACCGGCUGCCGCAGCACCUGAACCCGUUUACGCUCCAGCUCCAGCUGCCGCCGCUCCUGAACCAGUUUACCAGCCAGCUCCAGCUGCUUCUGAAGUGUAUGAGCAACCCGCACAGGAUGGCUACAGAUACCGCACCGUCCGUCGUCGUGUCUACAAGCAACGUCGUUUCUAA
Messenger RNA from Rhagoletis zephyria (snowberry fruit fly), 414 nucleotides. RefSeq names its product classical arabinogalactan protein 9-like. The record is from RefSeq and is a predicted model, not a curated record. NCBI's taxonomy places the organism in Eukaryota, Metazoa, Arthropoda, Insecta, Diptera, Tephritidae.